Messenger RNA from Lactuca sativa (garden lettuce), 1632 nucleotides. Its product is annotated as NAC domain-containing protein 82. Gene Ontology annotation, biological process: regulation of DNA-templated transcription. Gene Ontology annotation, molecular function: DNA binding. Lineage: Eukaryota; Viridiplantae; Streptophyta; Magnoliopsida; Asterales; Asteraceae. The record is from RefSeq and is a predicted model, not a curated record.
AUUUGUGCCCAAAACCAAGUGGAAUACGCGUGGGCUGGGCCAUGUAUACUGUCAUUCCAUAAAACCUCCAAGCUCCGCCCUUCGUACCUCUCACUUUCACCACACUGCUUCCUCCAAAUUUCUCGCGCCACCCGCAUCCCUAUCCUUCUCCGGAAACAAAUGUCUUUUGCCACCUCCUGCGCACAUAAGUGGUUACAUUCUCGUGUGCACUUGAUGAACCGGGGAAGACUGGGAAGCUUUGGGUGGAUAUUUUUCCGCCAUUGGACCUGAUAACGAUUAAAAAUUUUGUGUUUGUUGUUUGCUAGUUAGUUAUUUAACCAAAAGAUUUAUUGGUUUCCAUAAGAUAUUGAUUUUUGAACAUUUCAUUAGUUUUUUGUUUCAAUGGAAAGAUCAUCUCUCAUUCCGGGGUUUCGGUUUCAUCCUACUGAUCAUGAGUUGGUAAUGUACUAUUUGAAGAGGAAGUUAUUGGGGAAGAGAAUCAUUGUCAAUGCUGUUGCUGAAGUCAAUAUAUACGAGUUUAGUCCCUGGGAUCUUCCAGAUAAAUCCUCAUUAAAAAGUGGAGACUUGGAGUGGUUCUUUUUUUGUCCGAAAUCAAAAAAAUAUUCAAGUGGGGCCCGAUCAAACCGGACAACUGAAUCUGGGUUCUGGAAAGCCACUGGGAAAGACAGGAAGGUUGAAUACAAAGGAAGAGUUGUAGCAAGAAUCAAGACUCUGGUUUUUCAUCUAAAAACUGCAUCAGAUGGCCAAAGAACAAACUGGGUCAUGCAUGAAUACAAUAUGGAAGAUCAAAAGUUAGCUGAUGAAGGCGUCGUUCAGGAUAUGUAUGUGCUGUGUAAAAUCUUUGAGAAAGAGGGUGCAGGGCCGAAAAAUGGUGCGCAAUAUGGUGCACCGUUUAAUGAAGAAGAGUGGGAUGAUGAUGUGGCAAGCUGUUCUGGGCCCACAAACAAACCGGAUGAUAAGCAGAAGGGCCCACUCACCUUGUCUUUAACUGAACCAGGUUCAUCUACAAUCACAUAUUCUGCAAAUGAGACUGUAAUUUACAAGCAGAAAGGUCCAGCAGCUACAAUCAACAACAAGACUUUACCUCAAAGUACAUGUACCCUAACUGAACCAGCUCCAUCUUCUUCUGCAAAUGCAAAUGCAAAUGAUACACCUGGCAAUGAUGAUGAUGUCAUGCUUUAUGAAGACCUUGCCUCGAUUUUCGGGGUGCCUACUGGUGGCCUUAAUAGCAACAACAAAGACAAGGGGGUUGAAGUCAAAGGCGUGGGACCCAAUGAAGAUGAAGGUAUUUUUGGUGACUUGGUGAACUUGGUUAAUCUGGAUGACUUUGUAGGAGCUGAAUUAAAUAGGUUUGAGACUGAUGGAAGUGAGUACACGAUGGGCAUGAUGAUGGGAGCUGAUGAUCUUGAUGUUGAUCUGGGAAGAUUUUGUGUCGAUUGAAGGGAUGGUUUUUGGAUGAUGUUGGAAACUUGCUACUUGUGCUGAUGAUGAUUCCUAAUCCUGACUGAAGGUGAUUUUUGUAAUUUGGUGGCCAAUGUAUGACUGACUAUUUGGCCUAAUUUAUGGCUUUAAAAAUUUGCUGGAUUCUUUGUAUAUUUUGAAUUUCCUGAAUAAAUUUGUUUGUUUCUAUUA